CCCUUAGCCUAAAGUCUUCUCCCCACUCUCUUAACAAUAAUAAAAAGUCAUCAACUUUCAUCGAUUCUUCCUAAGAACUUCACAAAAAAUAUAAAAACCAAUUUCAAAGUCUUCCCCUUCGUUCAAUCUUCAAAAAAUCUAGUUUCUUUUUUAAACCCUCCUGUUUCAUUAAUCGAUCUACUGGCUUGACAAUCUGCUGGCUUUCUUAGUUAAACUCUCAAAUGGAGGGGAUGGAAGAUACCAAGUCCGAGGCGAAUUUAACCUCGGCUGCAGCUUUUGUGGAAGGGGGAAUCCAGGAUGCUUGUGAUGAUACCUGCAGUAUAUGCCUUGAAGCAUUCUGUGAAAGUGACCCAUCGACGGUGACCAGUUGCAAGCAUGAGUUUCAUCUUCAGUGCAUUCUUGAAUGGUGUCAGAGGAGUUCUCAGUGCCCCAUGUGCUGGCAGCCAAUAAGCCUGAAAGAUCCAACCAGUCAGGAGUUGCUUGAGGCUGUUGAACGUGAAAGGAGUUUUCGGCUCAAUCCCACUAGAAAUGCAACCAUAUUUCAUCAUCCAACUCUUGGGGAUUUUGAACUACAACAUCUGCCUGUGGGGGCAAAUGAUGCGGAGCUUGAGGAGCGCAUUAUCCAGCACUUGGCUGCUGCUGCUGCAAUGGGCCGAGCACGUCACAUUGCAAGAAGGGAAGGUCUGAGGAAUAGGUCAUCAGCUCAAGGUCGUCCACAGUUCUUAGUGUUCUCCACUCAUCCUAAUGCACCCUCUACCGGUCCUAUAUCUUCAUCUCCAACUCAGAGAGAAGGUGAACCAGCCCCAUCAAUCACUGUUGGAACUCCAUCCUCUCCUGCAAGAACAGUGGGGGAAGAAUCUUCAGCUUCAAUUACUCCACUACCUUCUGCCCAAGCUGAUCAGCAGUCUGCGUCAGCUUCUGGCUCGAGUGUUAUUUUAGUCAAUGAUCAAGGAAAUUCCUUGAACAAUAGGAGGUCUCCUAAUCAGUGUUCUCCUAAUAGUCAAGAUAGAGCAGGACCUUCAGAAUUCCAAUCAUUUUCAGAAUCAUUAAAAUCACGAUUUAAUGCUGUUUCAAUGAGAUACAAAGAGUCAAUUUCAAAGAGUACAAGGGGGUGGAAAGAGAGAUUUUUCUCUCGCAACGCGUCCAUGGCUGAUAUUGGUUCUGAAGUUAGGAGAGAGGUUAAUGCUGGCAUUGCAACAGUCUCUCGCAUGAUGGAGCGUCUGGAAACCAGAGAUAAUAGAACCAGCACUUCUACUGUAUCAAGCAGUUUGGAAGAUAGGUCUAAUACGGAAUCAGAUAACCACCAGAUAUCACAUGCUAGUGGAGAAACUCCUUUGACUGACACUAGUGCACAAGCUUCAUGUGCUGCAAGUUCUGGUUCCAAAUAAGUAUUGUUUCAGCAACUGCAUCAACUGAAAGUCUUUUAGCUUCAAAGAUGUGUUAUGUUUUUGAUGGGUGCUUUGUCCUCCUUUUCAAGCCAUUCUAUAUAUCCUCGGACAUUUGAAGAGAGCAGUUGGUGAUUGAGAACUGAUUCAGAAUAAAAGACGCCGAAAAACAAAAUAGAAAGGUUCUUAUAUUUGGACCUAGGAACUAUCAGAUUAUGUAAAUUAGUUUAUAUUUUAAACUUAAUUUAUGAAUAUAAUUCUAAGCCCUGUAUGCUAGGCGCCCAAGUAUUGAACUUGUGACGAAUUCUUGCUUGAUGAGGUGCUUCAUGAGGAUUAUUAUAAAUUUUACUACGACCACACAGCAUUUUAUCCCUACUA
Theobroma umbraticum is the source of this 1763-nucleotide messenger RNA. RefSeq names its product RING-H2 group F2A (gene RHF2A). Lineage: Eukaryota; Viridiplantae; Streptophyta; Magnoliopsida; Malvales; Malvaceae. The record is from RefSeq and is a predicted model, not a curated record. Gene Ontology annotation, molecular function: ubiquitin-protein transferase activity.